AGUCAUCCUUAUCAGUUUCGCAGUAUCGGGGAGUCAAUCUUUAAAGACGACUUGGCCUGGUUACUCGUGCAAUAUGUUGAUUUUAUUUUGUUUGUGUUUAUCUCUGGCGUAUGCUGCGGAGUUUACAUUACCAGGCGAAUGUCCUGAUGUCAAAAUACAUGAAAAACUGGAUUAUACUAAGUUUUCAGGAGUUUGGUACAAUGUGGCCAGCUACGCAAGUGAUGGACGUAGCAUUUAUGAUUGCGCUUCCCUUGACUUCCAAGAGGACAACCUCGGCUAUACAUUAAGAGAGACAUAUGUUGAUUUCGACAAUGGCAACAGGACGCAGAAGUCAUAUUUUGCUAGAGUCGACCCAACUUUUGAUGCUGGGAAUAGAGCACAGUUCAUCGUCAGUCAUGAAGACGGAGAUAAAGUGCUACAGUUUCCCUUCUUCAUAUUAUCAACUGAUUAUGACAGCUACGCUAUCGCAUACACCUGUAAAACCUUGAAGAAGAAAGUUAGAACCCAUUAUGUGUUUACCUGGGUCCUCUCCAGGAACAAGGAGAAACUACACGGCGAUACCCUGAAGAAUGUUGAGACUGCCCUCUCUAAGUACUCGGAGCUGGCGGAGCACAGACAGUCAUUUGUUUUAAAAGAUUUCAGCGAUGUAACUUGCGCUUACGAUAAUAAAUAUGAAACUGACUUUUUUACCAGUAACUUUUGGUGAAUAUAAUCUGAAUAAAUAUUA
Pieris rapae (cabbage white) is the source of this 727-nucleotide messenger RNA. Its product is annotated as lopap. Bases 74 to 706 code for a protein of 210 amino acids. The record is from RefSeq and is a predicted model, not a curated record. Lineage: Eukaryota; Metazoa; Arthropoda; Insecta; Lepidoptera; Pieridae. The transcript is spliced from 5 exons. Gene Ontology annotation, molecular function: pigment binding.